AAUCAAUCUACAUCAAGGCCAUCCGACAGCAAGUUCAAACAGUCUAGACGUAAUAGCCUUGAAGGGGGUUCUCCAUUGACCUUGCCAUAUCGGAGCGAGGAGCGACCCAGGUCUAUCAAUGAUCCGCUAUUGAAAGAACCCCACCUACUGGUCUGUCUCCGGGUCUCCGAUCACAGACAACAGCGACAGCCCCAACGCAAGAACAAGGAGUUGAGAGAACAAGGGAAGAGGUAUAUCAGAAAAGCCUACGAUAUAUGGCCAUGGCAGCCGAAUCAUUCUCCCAGUUGUCUCUCCUAUCGGAUCUUACUCCUCCAUCGCUCGAACGUACCUGGCUGACCGCACCGCACCCCACUCUCCCGAUCGUUGCGACAUGCAGCUCCGACAAAACGGUCCGUGUCUACUCAUUGACUAAUUUCCGACUUCUCUCGACUAUAUCGGGCGGCCAUAAGCGCAGCGUAAGGACAUGCGCCUGGAAGCCGCACGUCAAGGGGGAAAGCGUACUCGCCACGGGCAGCUUCGAUGCGACCGUCGGCAUCUGGCGACGCUGGGAUACCUACGGGCAGACGGAGCGUGGUGUAGAGGAUUGGCACCGUGCCGACACCCAGGAUCAUGCGGAUGACAUGAGAAAUGGCAAUGGGGCAGCAGGAAUCGACAAUGACGGCGGCGGCGGCGGGGCCGACGAGGACGACGAGGAGUGGCGGUUCGCCGUGCUGCUAGACGGGCACGACAGCGAGGUCAAGUCGGUGUCGUGGUCGCCGUCCGGGAUGUUGCUCGCAACGUGCUCGCGGGACAAGUCGAUCUGGAUCUGGGAGGAUCUGAAUGACGGUGAUAACAACUUUGAGACCGUGGCGGUCAUGCAGGAGCACCAAGGCGAUGUGAAGUGCGUUGCCUGGCAUCCAGUCGAGGAGUGUCUGGCAAGUGCCAGCUACGACGAUACCAUUCGGCUGUGGCGGGAGGAUCUCGAUGAUUGGGGGCAGGUGGCCUGCAUCAAGGGUCACCAGGGCACGGUAUGGUGCGUCGACUGGGAGGGCGCAGAGAAUGUGCCGUCCACACCAACGGACUUGGCGGAUGGCGAUCUGGCCACCGCGCAGUGGAAGAAGGCGUAUGCGCUUUCCGGUCCUCGUCUCGUCUCAUGCUCUGAGGACCGUACCGUGCGGAUCUGGAGACGGCAACCGAAGGAGCAGCAACAACAGCAAGCCCAGCCAUCGCCGUUUGGAGGCUCGGGCAUCCCGAGUAUCAUCCGUCCGACGGGGUCCGACGAGUUCUGGGACGAGGAGUGCGUUCUACCGCAGGCGCAUGAUCUGUCUAUUUAUACGGUAGCAUGGAGCAAGCGGACGGGUCUGCUGGCAUCUGUCGGGGCGGAUGGUCGGAUCGUGGUGUAUGAGGAGCGCUUGGUCGUCGAAUCGCCGGCAGAGUCCAUGGAGACGGAUCCUCCUACAUCGGCGGACGGCACAGCAGCGGACUCCCCGGCUGCUCCUAGGAGUGAAUGGAGAGUCAUCGCCACGGUGGACGGUGCCCAUGGAAUCCACGAAAUCAACCACGUUACUUGGGCGAAGCGCGCAGAUCGUGGACGGACCGAGGGUGCCGACGAGGAGGUCUUGAUCACCACGGCUGAUGACGGCACCGCCAAGGUCUGGACUCUCAAGAGGUGAUCGGUUUCAUGACACUCGGGCUAGAUUGAGUUUCACACAGGACCAUCGGGAAACAGUCACAUACUGAUAGAUCUGUUAAACGGAGUUGCACAUAAAAAGCAGACCGUGCGCGACCUCUUAAAUGGCAUAUACAUUGACCAAGAUUACUUCAACACUAGAUCUCCGCUUCGAGGCGGCAAUGGAAC
This is a messenger RNA of Aspergillus novofumigatus IBT 16806, 1837 nucleotides long. RefSeq names its product iron-sulfur cluster assembly protein CIA1 (gene cia1). The transcript has a single exon. NCBI's taxonomy places the organism in Eukaryota, Fungi, Ascomycota, Eurotiomycetes, Eurotiales, Aspergillaceae. The record is from RefSeq and is a predicted model, not a curated record. Gene Ontology annotation, cellular component: cytosolic [4Fe-4S] assembly targeting complex. Bases 255 to 1652 code for a protein of 465 amino acids. Gene Ontology annotation, biological process: iron-sulfur cluster assembly. Gene Ontology annotation, molecular function: protein binding.